UCAGUCCGUUGGCAGGGCGGCGCUGUGAUGAUGCGAAUGAGGUAGAUGUCCAAGAAGUGGGAGGUGGUGUGGCGGUCGCUGAUGCAUCACCUCAAGCUCAGCGAGGAGAACGUCAAGGUGGAUGCCAUCCACCAGCCCUCGCACAAGCGGUUCCUCCUCAACAGAGUCGUCCGGCUGCCCAUGCAUGGCGACAUACAGGUGUCUGGACACCUUAUGCUGGAAGGCCGAUAUUCGAUGGAUGCAUCAUCUGCACACUUGUACUUGGCUUCUGUCUGCAAUGACUGCAGUUGGCUGGUGUCGGCGAGGCGCCUUACACGAAGGAGAGCAACGCUCCCCCCAUGAACCAGAUCUGGCCAAAUUCGCCGCUCCUUCCGCCAAUGUGCACCGAUAGCGUCCCUUUGCCUUCAUUCAAGACUGGUCGGCCGGCGGGCGAUGAAAGAUCCGUCCGUCAUGCACUCACUGACGCCAAGCUAUGUGUGUGUGUCCGUGUGUGUCUGUCAGCCUGGGACCGGUCUGUCCGUGAGGUGAUCCGAGAUGCACUGAGAAAGGGUCCGCCAACGGGCGGGAAGAACGGCUGGCGAGGAUACAUACUAUUACCUGCCCGUCUUCUGUCUGCAGAUGUGUUGCGUGCGGAUGCGUUGGCCCCGCUGCCUUCGGAACUGCGGAAAGCUGUCACAGAACUCACUUCCCAACAGGUGUGUAGAGGGAAACACACACUGGCGUCGGGAAUGUGUCGAGUGCUGUGUGUAUACCAUACGGCAGGGUGGUGACCAUCGGAUGGGCGUUCGGCAGCUGGUUGACGGCUGGUAUCAGGCCAUGGACGUGGAUCACCCCGCGGCGAGACGCACACUCAUUCAGCACUUCCCGCCACCCAAAUGGACGCGCCAACGCGGUGGGUGACUAUGGGAGGGACGAUCAAAGGCGGACCUUGUGCAGCUCUGUGUGUGUGUUGUGUUGUGUUGUGUUGUCUUCUGUGUGUCAGGGAUGUGUGUGCCGAUCGAUGUGUAUCGGCAGUGUGCUGUGGGGCCUGCCCUGAGGCCGCACGCAGCCUGGGACGUAGGACAGACCGCUCACUCACUCACACAACAUCUCAACAUCUACAUCUACACCGUCAUCUAUCUCACCCCUUGUCAGGCGCUGGACCAUCUGGAGCGGAACAUCGACAUCGAGCCGCAGGAAGACAUAUCGGAGACGUUCAUGCCCACACGGCCACCCGGUGCCGCUUCCGGUGCCGGUGGCCAUCGUGGGGUGGUGAGGGAAGGGUCAAGGGAACUGGGGACGGGCAAGGGAAGGGGCGACGAAUCUGGCCCAGGAAUGGAGUAUUAUAGGUAGGUCAGUUUGAGCCAAUGACCAAGGCCACCCGGCAUGUAUGUAUGUGCACAUGUGCGCGUCAAUCAGGAGGUCGCUUGUCACUCUCGAGAGGGAGCGGGCCUCACACAUCAUCGAUGUAAGUCAGUCAGCAAGUGCGGACGACACGACCCCUCAGCGGUCACUUUUCCUGCGUCCUUGCCUGUCUGCGCGUCGCGUUGGUUGGCAGACGUACUAUGCGUUGCUGAGCGACCCCUAUGAGGGCCACGAGCUGGUCCGCAGCGCGUCCUUCAAACAAAAGAGGGAAGCACGAUUCAUGGUCGAAGGUAGGGUGGGUGCAUAGGAAGUCAGAACCCUCGCUGCAUACAAGAGACAACCAUGGGACCAAGCCUCUUGUGUGUCAGCUGACAUGUCCCACGUGAGUCGCGAUGACCUCUGCGUCCUCAUACCGAGAGACGAGGUGUGCAGAGUGGACAUGACGCAACCAACAUCUGAUCAUGUAUCUGAUGUCAUCCUCCUUCCUCUUGUAUCUAUCUGGUGUGUCUCGUAUGGUCAGGACACGUCUCGCUUCGUGAGCGACGUUCGUCACAUCCACGGAGACGCAUUCGACUACAGGUAAUACAUACAAAGCCAUCCAUCCAUCCAUCCUUCGUCCUUCUGCCUGCUCAUCUCCUCAGCGCCGUUCACAUCGCUCCACCCCAUCCCCCCGCCCACGCGACCCCCAAUGUGCGCCUGACAUGUCUCGCCUGUGAGAAGCCCUUCGACCUUCCCCCAUCACGCCUCCUCCAGCCAGAGCCCCUGCAGUGCCCCUCAUGCGGCCACUCAAGCAGGCCCACAAGCGGCGUUCAUCACGGAGGGGAGCAAGUGGGCCAGGGGGAGGGUGGGGUGAGUGGAGGCCGGAAGGAGAAAUCAAGGCUUAGGGACGCUGAGACAAGGGUGGGUAUGCACGCUGAACAAGGAAGGCUGUCUGGUUGCCGUGGCAGACUGUGCCUGCGUCGUCUCGACAAUGCAGGACGUGCGAGACCCUUACCGCUUCUGCAAACGCGAUGAGGUGAGGUGAGGUGAGACGACAAUAAAACCCCUGCAAGCAUCCCUUGCAUUCUUAUGCAACCUACCUCUCUCUGUCUCUUUCUCUCUCUGUUUUCCAACUGACAGGCGUGGGUUGGCCAGGUGGUCCGCAUCCGUCAGGCCAACAAGAUCUGCUUGCUGCAGCUCAAGGUCCACCCCAUCCUCAUCUCAGCCCAGGACCCCACCACCACCACCACCCCGUCCAGCGACCCCCACCCCCUGGCGGGCUCUGUGCCCGUGGAGCCCUCCUACUGGGUGGCCUGGCCGUCGGUCAUACCAAGGGUCUUCGAUAGACAGCUCAGAGCACUCAGAAGAAUCGCACUUUUCGGUAUGUAUGUGCGCCUCUGUGUGGGUCGAUCCUUGCAUGCACAUGACUGCAUGUGCGUGUGUGUGUGGAUGCUGGAUGCUGGAUGCUUUCGUUUUGUUUGCUAGGUGACGAGUAUUGCUCUGAGUCGGUGCGGAAGCUUAUUCUCUCCCCCUCGGGCAACCCUGUCGGACCGCUGCAGAAAGCGGCCGGGCGUGAGCCUGCUGGUGAUGGUCUUGGUGGUGCUGGAGCUGGUGCUGGUGCUGGUGGCGAUGAGAUCCAAUCCUGCUUCCCCGAGCUGAGCGCGGGACAGAGAGACGCAGGUAGGUAGGUACAGAGAGAGGUGUGAUGCAGUAAGACUCCUAAGUAGGGAGAUUAUGCUGUGUGUUUGGCAUCAGUGAGGAGUGCCCUGUCGUCUCGCGAGCCAAUCUGCCUGAUCCGGGGUGAGAAAAGAGGAAGGAGAAGCCGAGAAGGAACGGGCCGAUUGUGGUCUGUCAUGUGUGCAGGUCCUCCUGGCACGGGCAAGACCGCGACAGCAGCAGCCAUUGUUGCAAGUAUGUAUCCACCAAAUGCACACACACACCACACAAACACACACACACACACGCAGGUGCAGAGAAAAGACGAUUAGGAGUUUUCCCCUUCUAUCUGUGUGUCUGUGUGUGUGUGCGUGUGUCUUAGUGUGGGCCACAUCGGACCCAACGGACUGCUCGCCCAUCUACGCCUGUGCCGGUAGGCAAUCCAAUGGAGGCACGGGUCCCGUUGUGUCUGUCAUCCAGUUCGCCCCCUUCCCCUCCGCUCCACCCUCCUCAUGUGCCACAGGCACCCAUGCGGCCGUGGCGCAGCUGAAGCGGCACCUGCUGCGUUGGGGCAUUCGCCCCAGCAACCCACGCGACCACAUCAGCAGCAGCCACAGCCGUGACACCGCGACCGCCAGCUCUGCGGAUGAGGCGGCGGAGAAUCCUGAGCCUGAUGGCGAUAGCGUUGGUGGGGAUGGCGAGGAGGGUGAAGCAAUAAGCGAUGGGGAGGGUGCUAGAGGGGGUGAGAGUGGGGGCGACUCGGAUGGUGCUGGAGGAGAGUGCGGAGGAGGGGGCGGGAGGCGGCAGCACGCACAUGUGUUUGUGCAGACUGUGUACCAGGUAGAUAGAUCAGUUACACUGGCAUGCCAUGCCUGACGACGCCAUGAGAAGGGAUGUACGUAUGUGUUGUUCUGUGGGUGGUCAAUCAACAAUUCAUUCAGGCGUCCAUCUUUGCGCGUCGGGAGCUGCCCCGCGUGCUCAUCGACGAAAGCACUCAGAUAUCGGGUCAGUCAGCUAGCUGAGAUGGGACAACACACACGACACGACCCUUCAUGAGCCUGCUUGCCUCAUCCACUGUGGGUGGAUGGAUGGAUGGAUGCUUGUCUCUUGUCUGUGGUUGUGGGUGCGGUGCCGACGGGUGAGUGAAGAGUACGCGGCGCUGAUCCCCCUGGCACAGAGGUGCCGGAAGCUGCUGCUCAUCGGAGGUAGGCAGGCCAGCAUCAAGACACUGUCCUGUGUGUGUGGUGUGGAAAGACGUGUGUGGCCGAUGCUGCUGCUCCUGCGGUGCAGACCCUGCCCAGUUGCCCCCCCUCUCGCCUCUGAACAAGGUAGACAGGGCGGUUCGGUCGGCACAGAUGGAUUGGAUGGAUGUGCUGCUGCACAUGAUAUGUGCGCAUAUAUAUGAUCCAUGUUGUGUGUGGUGUGGUGUGUCGUCUUCAGCAAGUGUACGGCGAGCGCCACGAGCCCGUCACCAGCCUGUUCGAUAAACUGCAAAAGCAGGGUAAGGGAAGGUAAGCUAAGACAAGACAGAUGCCAAGCCCGUGCCAACCAUCCACAGCACAGCACACAAGAGACGUCCCUCGCUCAUGCCUGCCUCUGCACUGCACGCCUCUAUGCUGUGCACUCCACGUGUGUGUCAGGUCUGCGGCCGGUGUCUCUGACGGUUCAACACCGGAUGCCGCCCGUCAUCUGCUCCUUCCUCUCCAAGCACUUCUACAGAGGCAACCUGCACACCGACUCCCUCCUCGCCAACAACCCCCCACCACUCCCAAGCGGCUUCCCGUGGGCCCGGUCGGCCGACGACCCCUCUCUCCCGAUGCCCGUGCUCUUCAUCGACACACAUGGGGGCGGGUAUCUGGAGGAGCUGAGAGACCGCUCGCUCAUGAACCCACUGUGUGUACUGUCUGUAUGCUGGAAGGGAGGCGGACACAGCGCGUGUCAGUCAGCAUAUAUUGGUUUGUGUGGUGUGGUGUGGUCAGUGAGUCGAGUGUGUGUGCAGCCGUGGUGCGGCGCUUGCAGCAGCUGGGGGUGCCCGCCAGCGAAAUCGGUGAGUGACGCACGCGAUGCGAUGCGAUGCGCAGAGAGACACAGAAGGGUGCGCAGAGAGAGUGGCUGGAGACUGUUUGAUUUGGGCAGGUGUGAUAACGCCCUACGACUCGCACAAGCGGCUGCUCAAGAGGGCCAUACACGGAAUGGUACACACACACACACACACUCAUGCACGAUUGCAGGCGUCCGUCACUCACCUCACGGUGUCUUGUCUGUGUGUGCUUCCUUCUACGUGUGUGUGUGUGUUGUUGGGCCUGCAGGAGGGCGGCAUCGUCAGCCGUCGGGUGGCUUUCCUUUCGCAGGCAGGCAACCAACGCUAAGCCACACACAACGAACGCCAGCCACGUGUCAGACAUGACAUCCAUCAUGCCUGUGUCGUUGCGUGUCUCUGGCUGUGUCCCCCCUCCCCUCAGCUGGAUUUGCUUGAGUUGGAGCCCCACCCACACGUUCUCACCGUAGACGGCUUCCAGGUGGAGUACCUACCUAGCUCACUCACAUGAAGACCAAUGCGUCACAGUGCCGGAUGAGUGGAUGGAUGGAUGGAUGGAUACGCCUCUCUCUGUCUGUCAGGGGUCUGAGCGCGACUUCAUUGUCUUCAGUGCCGUCAGGUCUAACCUACAGGUACAACGCGGCUGACUGACUGACUGACAACAUUCGACAGACAGAAUCAUCUUUCGGUCGAAUCUGUGUGUCGGGGGGCUGUGCGGUGUGCCGCAGGCGUCUCUCGGGUUCCUCAAGGACGAGAGGCGCAUGUGCGUGGCGCUGUCGCGUUGCAAACGAGGUGAGGCACCACUCACCACCAACACACAACACACGUCCGUCCUCGAGAUGUAUGUAUGUCUUUCGGGCCGUCGGUUGUCUGUCAGCGUUGAUAAUGGUGGGCGACUCCAAGACACUCAGCUCACACCCCAUCUGGCAGGUGGGCGACAGACACACAGGGCUGGUUCUAGGCUCCAUAUCACUCAUUUGUGCGUGCACCGUGACCCACCUAGGAGUGGGUGGCGUACGUGGACUCGCUGGGCUGCCGGGUGUCUUACGGCACCUUCAUGAGGCAGCUCCACCAAGCACACCACACACACGGGCAGGGAUCGAUGAGUGUGUGCAGGAGUAGUGUAGUGUAGUGUGUAGGCCGAGACGGACAGACGGAUGAUUGCGUGUGCCUUGCUGUCUAUUGCUGUCCCGUCCCCCUCGACCAUUUCUAUUGCUGUCCUGAUAUCUGUGACAAACAAGGCGCGACAGACCAUGUUCGUAGAAGAGUCC
This is a messenger RNA of Vitrella brassicaformis, 6288 nucleotides long. NCBI's taxonomy places the organism in Eukaryota, Vitrellaceae. The record is from the annotation of a GenBank genome assembly.